GUGGCGCUGUCCCCCUGUCCAGGUGACGCAGGAGCAGCUGCGGGCGGCCGAGGCCGCGCUGGCCCUCAAGCAGGAGCUCAUCGAUCGCCUCAAGGCCGAGGCCGAGCACCAGCGAGCGGCCCUGGAGACCAUCCCGGUGCUGCAGGCCCAGGCCGACAUUUACCGCGCGGAUUUCGAGGCGGAGCGCGCGGCGCGGGAGCAGCUGCACGGGCAGCGCGAGGCUCUGCAGGAGGAGCUGAACCAGCUGCGGCUGCGGCUCGGCGGGGACGGGGCCCGGUACGGCACUGACACCCCAAAAACACCCCAGAAACGCCCUGGAAUACCCCAAAACCACCCCAGAACAUCCCAAAAACACCCCGAAAAAAAACACCCCAGAAACACCCUGAAACACCCCAAAACACCUCCAAAACACCCU
Pyrgilauda ruficollis (rufous-necked snowfinch) is the source of this 415-nucleotide messenger RNA. Its product is annotated as NF-kappa-B essential modulator-like. The record is from RefSeq and is a predicted model, not a curated record. The annotation marks the transcript as partial. Lineage: Eukaryota; Metazoa; Chordata; Aves; Passeriformes; Passeridae. The transcript is spliced from 2 exons. Gene Ontology annotation, molecular function: K63-linked polyubiquitin modification-dependent protein binding. Gene Ontology annotation, cellular component: cytoplasm; nucleus. Gene Ontology annotation, biological process: regulation of canonical NF-kappaB signal transduction.